Molecule: messenger RNA, 2818 nt
Organism: Leucoraja erinaceus (little skate)
Lineage: Eukaryota; Metazoa; Chordata; Chondrichthyes; Rajiformes; Rajidae
Product: protein brambleberry-like
Exons: 13
Coding region: 44-1903 (619 amino acids)
Source: RefSeq, a predicted model, not a curated record
UUAAACGGCCGGCCAGUGGGCAGCAGCCGGUCGUGUCUCCACCAUGGGUCUCCGCCGCUCCCUCCUCCUGCUCGGCCUCGCCUGCCACAUCGCCGCCGCCUCCUCCGGCAGCUUCUUCCUCCACCCGCAGCCGCCCCUACCCCUCUUCGAGAGGAGCGAGUCCGAGGAGCCACCGCCACCGCCGGCCCUGCCCGAGCUGGACGGCUGCCAGCGGGCGGUGUUGGGCGAGUUGACGCUGUCCUGCAGUGAUCUUUCGGAAGAGCACCUUUCCAAGCUUGGGAUGGCCUUAUUCAACUGCCGAGCAGCUGCUGAGCACCGUCCAACCUACCCCUGCACUCCGGGCAUGGCACUGUCUGAUUGUACGCAGGGCAUGGAUGCCGCCACGCGUAAAGCCUACCUCAUGGUGAGAAACCAUGCCCGCGCUCUGUGCCACGCCGACCGGCAGCAACACCUCAGGCCACGCGCCGAGACCACCACCAACUGCUCGGCACACGAACCCGCCUGUCUGUUGGAAGUCAUGAACAUCCUGAAGGAUGGGCAAGCGGAGCUGAGAGAGCUGACUGCUGCUUCACUGGAGAAGCUGGUGAACAGCCAGAAGUUGCUGCUACAGCAGCAAGAGCAGCUCGAGGCUUGGCGGCAGGAUGUGGAGUCCUCCAUCAAUGCAAACCUGGAGAAGCUGGCCCAAGGAAGGGCGGUCCCUGCUGGUGGGCACCAGCUGAUUGCCGAGCUGAUUGAGGGCAUCACACUAACUGUGGACAAUGUGAGUGAACAGUUGGUCCACCAGGACCUGCAGCUGCACCAAGGCCAGCAGACAAUUCUAGCCCACCUCUUGGAAGUCGGAGCACGCCUUCAUCAGCUCGAUACCAAGCUGGAGUGGAAGCUGGCCUUGUUUGCUGCCCAUCAGUCCCAGACGGCUGUCCACCACGAGCAGUUGGAGAAGCUGCAGAAGAUGAACGAGACAGUGAGGCAUGUGCUCGGACACUUGGAGCAAGGAGAGAGCCUGAGAAUGAACACACUGCAGCACUUCCUCAACUGGACCGGGAGAGACCUGCAUGUGAUGUACACGUGUGUUGUACACACCAGCUGUUUCCUGGCUGCUGCCAUCAUCAUGACCUUUCUACAAACACCAGGCUUCUCCAGAGCAGUCUUGUUGGUACUAGUCCUGCUAAACGCCCUGUUCCAGCUCAACCAUUGUGCCUCCUUGGACUUGACGAGCCUCAGUGCCUUUCUGACUCUGACUGUGGUUGGUAACUGGAUGCUGAUUAAUUGCUUUGGCUGCCGAAUGAGGACAUCUGUGUGGACUCCUGUUCUCCUGCGUUCCCAGAGGCCAGGGUUCUUCACCUCCACCCCUGAACGAAAGUGUGCAUAUUCUGAAUGGGGAGAGGAAGGUGAGAACAUGGAUCACGACAGCUUGCAAGGCAAGGGGUCGCCGCACGGAACUGCAGGUGCUGGUUUGCAAAAUGAAGACACGGAGUGCUGGAGUAACUCGGCAGGAAACAAUGCUUUGGAAAGCGCGUGUUUUAUCAGAGGUAGCCCGCUAACACCAGCUCCUGUUGAGACCGUGCAGCCCACCACAAAUCCAGUGGCGUAUUCCUUCAAAGUUCCUGCACCUCUAAUGGCCCUCUUACCUCUGCAAAAUCCACCGCCAUUGCCCAACUGUGCUCAAUGGGAAGCUGCUGAGAAAAACACUGUGGGAGAAAACCAUCGCCUCCAACAUCAUACCAGCGUGUUUGAAGCUGAGACCUUUGUUCUUCACGAUUCUGCUGGCAGCACUGGCUCCCUGUCCCGGAGGCUGCCCUGCUGCGGCAUUACCAGGACUGGCCAGCAGUGCCGGAACAAAGCUGCUUCCGGAAGGGAAUUCUGCAGAGUCCACGGCUCGGAGCAGACUCUGGCGUGCAGGUAAAUACGCCUCCACCCGAACCACUGCACCACCUCCAGCUGCUGAAUCUCCAUCUCAUGCUUGGAAGCUGUGCGAUGAGUGGAAUAACUGUGUUACCUGGUGCCCGGAUUGCAUCAUUCACAGACCCCUGUUCCUCUGCAACCGAGCGCAGUAAAGCCAAAGCCAUCAGAUUCCAACGGCAGAACUGAGCUUACCUGAUGGAAAUGGUGGAGCAACUUUCCUGAAAUUGCUGCUGGGAUGAUGGUGAAGGUGGAUCAUCAGCCCAAUUUGUAUGUUCAUUUGAGUGACUAUUUUAAUUACACUUUUGGCCGGUCAGAUUUGACACAUUGAUUGUAUCCAGAAUGCUAAAAGGACACAUUGCUGGAUUCUUCCAGCACUCUGUGUAAACCAGCAUCCACAGUCCCUGGUCUCUACAUCAAGAAUGCUGUUUGUCCUUUUCAAUGCCUCCAUGUCUGCAUUGUCUAAUGUAUUGUGAAGUCCUAUUUUCUCAUUAAUUGCAAGAACCAAUUCAUUAGUCUAUGGGACCCAGCUUAUUGGACCUGGCUCUGUGUAACAGACUUAGCGGAGCUGUCAAUGUAUGGAUUUUGUAUUUUUAGAGACUUCUGCAUAACUGAUCAAUGUUGGUUCUAAUGCACCUCGCCACACGGCUUCACACACCUUAUAGCAUUUGGCUGGGAAUUAAAACCCUAGGUGUGAGUUGAGAUUCCUUGGGCAUUAAGUACGUUUCCUAGUUAGACACAAAGCUGGAGUAACUCAGCGGGACAUCAGUAUCUCUGGGGAGAAGGAAUGGGUGAUGUUUCAGGUCGAGACCCUUCUUCAGACUGAUCUAAACCUAGUUUCAGCUUGUGGUGAAACUGUCUCAGCCAUGAUUCUAAUCUUGUAAUUUUUUAAGUAUUUAAUAAAUGUAUAUAGGUUUUC